AUGCCACUUUCAAGACGAAAUAAAGCAGUUAUUGCAACAUCCGUUGCCAUAAUCAUAGAUGCUGUGAUUUCUCAAAAAGAGAUGGAUGAUAAACUAAUAGAAACUGGAGCGUUGGUAAUUGAUAAUAUAGAGCAUAAAUUGAGAAUAUGCAGAGCACCACAGAUACCACGUCCAAAGACCAAUGGUUUUUGGACUAAUAUAUUUCCUUAUUUAAAUGAUGAAAAAAUUCAGGUGGCAAUUGUCCUUCAACGUCUAGCAAAUCCGAUUGGAUAUCGCCAGAUAGAGCAGACGUUUGGCAUAAGCCAAGGAUCUGUUACACACUUUACUAAAUGUUUCCUCGGAGCGGUCUUGGAUUCUCUGCAACAUUGUAUUCGCUGGCCAGGUAAUCGAAUGGAAGAGGUGAUUGAAGGAUUUGCACCACCAGAGUUAAGAAGACGCAUGCCUAAUGUUAUUGGAGCAAUUGAUGGAUCUCACAUACCAAUUCAGCAACCUCGGACAGCAUAUCAUCAAAGAUAUAUAAACAGAAAAGGCUUUCAUAGUAUUGUUCUAAUGGCUAUAGUAGAUGAUACUGAACGGUUUACCUAUAUUUAUUCAGGCCAACCAGGAAGUAUGCAUGAUGCUCGAGUAUUCAAACAAUCAAGUUUUUGGGAAGAGCUUAUGCAAGAUGCCAGUAAAUAUUUUCCUGCUAAUACCCAUUUGCUUGGUGAUUCUGCAUUUCCUCUGUUGCCCUGGCUUCUUGUGCCAUUUAAAGAACAUGCACAACAACGCCUUACUCGAGCUCAACGGCAGUAUAACAAAGUGCAUUCGUCAGCUCGUAUGGCAGUUGAGAGAGCGUUCGGAAAACUCAAAGCGCAAUGGAGAAUAUUGAAGCAGGCUAUGGAAGUAAUCGAUUUAAGAACUGCUGUAGAUAUUGUUGAUGUGUGCUGCAUCCUCCACAAUAUGUGUAUUGAUUGUGAUGAUUUGUGGGAAAAUGAGACGGACUCGAAUAGGAGGAUAAAUGAAGAUAAUGAAUAUGCAGAUCCUAAUGGUGUUGAUACACAAAUUCUCCUCUCAGCACAAAGAAAACGGAAUCUGAUUGUAGAGCAAAUGUUCUUACGAUAA
Paraglomus occultum is the source of this 1101-nucleotide messenger RNA. The record is from the annotation of a GenBank genome assembly. NCBI's taxonomy places the organism in Eukaryota, Fungi, Glomeromycota, Glomeromycetes, Paraglomerales, Paraglomeraceae.